This is a messenger RNA of Capsicum annuum, 1096 nucleotides long. RefSeq lists its product as uncharacterized. The record is from RefSeq and is a predicted model, not a curated record. Lineage: Eukaryota; Viridiplantae; Streptophyta; Magnoliopsida; Solanales; Solanaceae. Bases 149 to 685 code for a protein of 178 amino acids. The transcript has 3 exons.
ACAAUUUCAAAUGUACAGCUAGUUGCACACCACAUUAUAUUUGUCUCAUUCACACUCUCUCUACACCCCAACCCCUCUGAAACUACUCAACUAGCUCUAAGCAAGAAGAGGUUUUUUCUUGGGGUGGAGAAGAACUGAAGAAAGAAAAAUGGAGAAAGCAUUAACUAAAGUUGGGAGCAUUAAAGUUGGAAGUUUUUGGCUAACCAAGAAAGCUAAGGCAGAAUUCAACAAUAUCUCUCAAGACAUUAAUAGCAUCUCAAACACUGUUGAAGAGAAGGCGAAGUGGAUCUUUAACAAGCUAAAAGGAAUGCCUAUGAAGACUUUGACAGAUCUUCUUCGAGAACACAAUCUCCCACCAGGCCUUUUCCCCCAGAACAUAACGAGUUAUGAAUUAGACGAGUCCAAAACAAAGCUGACCGUUCACCUUCCCUCCCCAUGUGAGAUAACCUUCAAGGACGGCUCUCUGAUUAGAUAUGCUACGAGGGUGAAAUGCAUUUUACUAAGAGACAAGCUUAUUGGCAUAGAAGGAAUGAAGACUAAAGUCUUAGUAUGGGUGAAAGUCACAAAUGUAUCUGUUGAAGGUUACAAGUCAGAGAAGGUUUGUUUUACUGCUGGUGUAAAGAAAUCGAGGCCAAGGGAAGCUUAUGACAUUCCUCGCGAUGCAGUUAGAGUAAAAGAGUUCUGAGAGUUGGAUUAUUCAUAUAAGAAUGAGCCCUCAACAAUCAAAAGAUUUUUGAGUUGGCUGUGUUUUGAUGGUUUUCUUGGUCAUAUCUCAUGUAGCAAAAUCGCUCCGAUGAACACGAAAUUAAGUAUAUGGAAACAUGUUACAAUUCAUGUAACAUGGAAAGUGCAAAAUGAUGUUUAGCUAUUUUAGCAGACUCAGAUUGUAAGAGGAGUUGUAUGGCUAGACAUCUAAUUUUUAUUUUCUGGAAUUUCGAAAUGCCAUUUAUUAUGGCUUCUAUCUGAAGAAAAUUAUUCAGCUUGUCUCAUGUUAAGGGAGAUUAGUUGAGUUAGGUGAAUCAAGAUGUUCUCUAUUCUCUAACAAUUGUCUGGUUUAUUACUGAAUGUUAAGAGUUCGUGACCUGAAUUUAUUUAA